AACUUAUCAAUAUUAUUCAAUUAAUGUUAGCAUAAAUAAUAAAGAUUAUUACAUGGAUAUAAAAAAAUUAUCUGUUCGUAUAAUAUCAAUUUAUUAUAAUAUUUUAAUAGUGAAGACUUUAUUGUUGUAUCUCAAGUUAAUUCUCAAUUAUUAAUGAUAAACAUCAACUAUCAACUAUUAGCUUUAGUACUAUUUUAACGUAAUCUUUAAUAAUUAAUGAAUACUAUAAAGUCUAUAUGCUUUGAUCUAUUCUUCUAUUAUAAUAUACCUAUUUAGAUAACUACCAGUUUAGCACUGGAUUAUAUACAAUUCUUCAUGAAGUGAGUAUCAUCUACUUGUAUAAAUGUAUCAUUUUUAUAAUAUACAAUAAUUAAACAAAAACUAAUUUCUAUAAUACAUUUUUAUCCAUCAAAAGACAUUAUUAGAUAAUACCUACUUUAAGUAAAAUUGUUUUAAAUCCUAGAAAAAAAAUGAACAAAUGUAUAAUGAUAUGCAUAUACCUAUGUUGAAUUUAAUAGCAACUAUCAUUCAUAUUCUUAAACUGUAAUGAAUAAGUUAGUAAGAUAGCAUUAAACAAUAUUAAUCAAUGUCUAAACAAUUUCAAACCACUCAUUUAAAUUUGAAAUAUUAAAAUUAGUAUUUUUUUUUGCAAAAUAACAAAGUAAAAAAAAUGAAAUUUUAUAUGUAAAAUAUUCAACAUUUGUUCAAUUGCAAAUACACUUAAAUUCUGCUUUAACUAAUGUAUAUAGACGUUAUUUCAUACUUAGGUUGACUAAAUAAAUAAAGUUUAUUUGUAUGUUAGAUUCAAUUCAUAUAUUUAGGAUUUUAUUUGGUUAUCAUAAAUUUAUACCUCUGUUUAUACCAAUGAUUAAUUGUAUAAUAUUUAAUAAAAAUUGAAAUAAAAACAUCUAUGAAGUAGUAAUUUCAAUUUACUAUCUUCAAAGCUUCAAUAUCUGAGCAUAGGAUUUCUUGCAAUUAAUCUGAUAUCUUCUGUUGUUUUAUUUGUAUUUCGUAUUGACGACAUUAGUACCUAUAUUAUGUUUUAUUAGUGUAUCAUAUAUAAUGAUUAUGGGGAUGUUAUUUUUUUAUCUUCCUUUUUAUUUUCUUAAUAAUGAGGAGGUCUGAGAAAACUGCAAUAUUUACACAAUAACGGUUUCUGUUGUAUUUGAUUUUGUUUUAAUAGUUGUAAUUCAAUGAAACAUAUUCGUAGAGUUGACAAAUUGCAGAGUUACAGAAUCUUAAAAUAGAAUUAAAAUUAGGCCUAUAAUUUUAAAGAAUAUUGAUUUUUCAAAUUCUAAUUAAUGGUUUUACUAUAAUAUGUGCUCAUUUCAUUCUGUCUGUAAAUAACUUCUGCUCUAGAAAAAAAUUAACUAUUUAGAGACAUUUUAGACUUAGUUGUGACUUUUUUUGAUUUCUUUGUAGUUUUCUUAAUAAUAUUCCAACACAUAAUUUAUAAAUUGUAAAAGAAAUAAAAAAAAAAAAACACUGAGUUUAAUGUGACAAUUUAUAUUAUGUAUGUAAUUUAAGUUCAAAUUUAUAAAAAUAUGUUUGUGAUUGUUUUUUAUUUGCAAUGGUGUAUCGUUGCAUAAAAUAUUAAAAACUAAAUUAUCCCAUAUAUCCUAGCUUCUUAAUUCUCCCCAAAAUAGCUAUUUUUUUUUUUUUUGAUCUUAGUAUAUCAGAAUCAAUUUUACAUUUUUUUUAAACUCAUUAUUUUUAUUUUUUUAAUUUUGUAAAAUGUGUUUAUUAUUCCUUAUUCUUUAAUGCACAUAAGUAUUACCUUCAUAAUUAAUUUUACUGAACUAAAAUGACAAUAGGCAGUUAACUUAUCUUGUCUUAGUAGGUAUAUAUAUUGAAUCAUUUUUAUAAGUCUAAUAAGUUAUUGUUUUGACUCUCUAAAGUGUGUUGUAUGAUUUUAGCUUUACAAUUUUAAAAAAUCGGUACAAUUAUUUCAUAAGUCCAAACGUCAUGUUUUAUAAGUUUUAUAACGCAAAAGUUUAUAUAUGUGUAUACUUAAUAAAUUCAGUUAAAUUUUAUUUUUGCUGUUAGUUUUUAUUUAUUUUAUUACUUGUGUAUGACUUAUGUAUCAAGGAAUUUUUUUAAAAUACCUAAAUAUUGGUACCUUAUUUUUAGAUUUAUUUUUUUUUCAACACAUUGACUAAAUAUUAAAAGUUUGGACUAUAUAUACGGACCUAUUAUAGUAUAGCAUUAUUUUGAAAUUAUUAGAAAUAUGUUAUUUAUCAGUUUUCUUUAAUAUAAUGUGUUUUAUCUUAUAUUUAAUAACAGGUUUUAGUAUUUUAUAGUGGAGGGUAAAAAUAGUUUAAAAACCUGUUAUUCUUUCAUACCUCUCGAACACCCUGUAUAUAUGCGACUUGCUGGUAGAUAAAAAAUAAAAAUAGACCCAUAUGUGACCUAGUUAUUAAAAUACUAAAUUUAACCCUUGCCUGACUAUUAUACAGAAUUUUUAUAACAGAUAAGUUUGAUUUUUAUAUUUUAUGUGACUAAACCAAAUAGUGAUUUACUACAUAAUAAUUAUGAUUAUACUACAUAAUAAUAUUUUGAUCCCUAAAAGCAUUUAAUGCUUCAUUUAAUAGAAUUCUUGAAGUGUACUAUACAUAAAAAAAUAUAAUAAUAAUAAAAAUGGUUUAAUGUAUUUUCAGGGACAAAUGACAAGUUUAUUCUUUAAUGAUUGACGUACCAAGAAAGAACCGCCAACAAUAUUUUGUUGUCCCUGAAACUCGAAUCAAUAGCCGUGUGUCAAUUGAAUUGUUGUAAAAAUAACAUUAAAGUAGGUAAAUAGAGCUUUGAAAGUACAAUGAAGGUCAUAAAGAAUAUUUUUGUAUAGGCAUAAAAGCUUUUUUUUAUUGUUUUAAAUAUUAUAAUAGUUAUUAUUUUUAGAGUACAUAUUGAACAUAAUAGGUAGCUAGGUAUACCUAGUUUACUUCUAAGAUGAAAAAACACAUAAUUUAAACAAAUUAAUUCUUUACUUUAUCGUGUCAAAUUUUUAUUAAGAUAGGUUAAUGAUUGUUUAUUUUAAUUAUUAUUUUUACAUAUUUAUUCAUUUAAUGUCAUUAUCAUACAAUCUUUUCUACUGAAAUUAUUGGCAAAAUGUUCAUACCUACAUUAAUAAUAUAUUAAACUUUGUUAUUUCUCCAACAUUAUCAUUGAAUUCAACAUAUUAGUAACUAAUGGAUAAUACUCAUACUGAGGCAUAAGUAACAUGGAAUUUUGUAUUUCAUAAAGCCUUUUGACAUAUUUUUCAUUCUACACAACUAAAAUCAAGAGUAAAUGAUAUUAAAAAUUAGGUAUCAAUUCACCUUACAAAUCGAAUAUACAAGUUUUUAAAUAAAAAAAUUAUACAUAAAAAGUAACAAUUUAACAAUAUUACUUUUGAACAAUUAACACAUAAAAAAAAUCACAGUUUGAAGUUUAAGUAAAUGAUAUGAUUUAUGAAAAUAAUAAAUGUUAUUUUCCAUACACUGAUAAUAAUAUAAGUAUCAUACAAAUAUUUAGAUAUAUUCAGGCAAAUUAAUAUAAUAUAUUUUUUCUUUAAUAUUUUAUUACUGUAUACAUAUCAACUAUAGUGGGUAUAUUAUCUUUAAAUAUUAUUACUUAUUUAUGUGAAGUAACUAUUAUUAUAGUGAAUAUAGCAUUUUUAAUUUAUGGCAUUUGUGUAAUUUGAACUUAAAAAACUAAUUGAUAGCAAUAAAUAAGUGUUUCAACUAUAAUACAGUGUCAAAUCAAACAAUAUUAUUAUCUAGUGCAAUGUACUUGUGACUUAUCUAGUAUAUUCCUGCCAUGACUUAGUUUAUUUUUUUUUCAUGAACGGGUUUCUUUUAAUUACUAUUUAUCAAAAACAAUGAUUAUUAUGAAAUAUUAUCAAUAACUCUUGAGAUAUAAUUUUUUAAUAUAGGUUCUUAUUUGAAAAACAAAAGUUGAUAUUGCUAUAAGAUACUCCUUCAAUGUUGUGGAUAAUCAAUUAGAAGUGUUAAAAAAUUCAGCUGAAACUACACUUAAAAAUUUCAAAAAUCAUAAUAAAUAAAAAAUCAUAAAUUUGCAUAUAAUUUUAGGUUGUAUAUUAUGAAAAAAAAUUGAUUUUAAUUUAAGUUACAAUAUUUAUAUAGAAAACGAUUAUACAAUAUGGUAAAAAUUGAAGAAGACUCAAUAUUAAAAAAAAAAAUGAUAGGUAGGCCUCGCAUAAAAAGAAGAAAUAUAAAAGUUGUAGAUCCAUAAGUUAAUUAGAAGGAAGCAGUUGAAGAUAGAUAAAGCUGGAGCAAAGAGUUUGUUUUAUAAUACAAUCUUAAAUGCUGGAAAUGCAAAAAAAAAAAAAGAAUUAAUACUAUUGAUAGAUGUGCUACUGUUGUAGGUGGGAUGUAGGGUGCAUCAUACAGUUAUUUAAUUUAUACUUUUAUACAAGGAUAAAUCAUUACUGACAAACAAAAUACAAUUUUGCGCAAAGCAAGAGGUUAAACUAUUAUACCACCUCAACAAAGGCUUAUAUAAGAAUUCUGUGAAAAUGUCAGGUCUUUAUAAUUUUGUUUUUUAAUGGAAUCACUGAAAAAAAAACAAAUUGUAAAUAACGAAACCAUUAUUAACAUAAUUUUGUGUUUUUUUACCAUGAUGAAAAAUACUUAAAAAUUAAAAAAUAACAAGUUAAAGGCACUAAAUCCAAAAUGCUACAAAAAAGCUAUCUAGUUAUUUUAUUAUUAGAACAAAAUUUCUAGUAGAAAAGUUGUUUAAACACAAAAAAUAAAAUUAAUAUUAUAAACCGUACCUCGAAAGGCCUUUUUUUUAUUACAUAUAAUUUUUUACUUAAUUAAAUAUAUGUUAUAUUAUAUGUGUUUUUUAUGCUAAUAAUUGAUUUUUUAAACUUUUUUUAUAGUUUAGAAAGUGAAUAACCAGAUACAAAAUGCAUCUUUUACUCAAGUAUAUAUUUGGAUCAAGUCAAUGUUGUGGAAAAUUGUUCUUACCUCAGUGCAGAAUGUGUUUUCCAUCGCUUUCAAAUAAUACACCUUUUGCAAUGCGGUUGUACAAAAGACAUAGAAUUGUAUCGACUGUUUAUUUCGCUAAUGAUCAAUUUAUAAAGCGCCACAACAAACUGAAAAAUGCCAUUAGAGAUAAACAGAUAAUUUUACAAAAAACUAAACAAAAAUUACAAACCAAAAGUAAAUUUAUCUUAGAAGACAUUAAGGAAACAAAAUUAAAGGUACAGGAUACCAUAAAGGAAAAUGUUUGGACUAUACCAAACAUGUUAUGUAUGACCAGGAUAGUCUUUAGUCCCUAUCUCGGUUUUCUUAUUAUUAAUGGAAAUUUUGAAUACGCACUCAGUUUUGUGGUUAUAGCAAGUAUAACUGAUUUAAUCGACGGUUGGAUUGCUAGGAAUUUUGAAGGCCAGCAGUCAAAAUUAGGUAGUUUUUUGGACCCAAUGGCUGACAAAGUACUUGUGGGCACUUUGUUUCUAACAUUGACUUACAUUGACUUAAUUCCAAUAUACCUUACCAGUCUAAUUGUCCUAAGGGAUUUGGUUUUAAUGGGCGCCGCUUUCCAAAUUCAUUAUAUGGCUGUACCUAGACCUAGGACAUUAAGUAAAUUAUUUGACGUCACCAACACUAAUGUUCAACUAGCACCCAUGUUUAUCAGUAAGGUGAACACAUCAGUUCAAUUAGCUAUGGUAUGCGCUACUGUAGCAGCUCCUGUGUUUGACUUUGUUAAUCACCCUGCACUACAAGCAUUAUGGUUUUUAACAACUGCGACUACAGUAUCGUCUGCAAUUAGUUACAUUGUACAUAGAAAAAAGACUUAUAAAAUAAUUAAUAACCAUAAAAGUUGAUUGUUUUUGAUUCAUGUAAUAUUAUAUUAAAUAUAUUUAUAAAAUACCUAUAUAUAUAUUUUUUUAAAAAAAAACAUAGUUACACUUUGCAUUAACCGAGGUAUAAAAUAAUUUAAUUUACAAUACCUAAUUAUUGUUGUAUGUAUACUCAUAUUAUAAUAUUAUGUUAGUAUCCAAUGUACUUAUAAAAAAAUUUAAAUUACCUCAUUCACAUAUAUUAAUUCCAUCCCUACCUUUAUGAUAGCUAUUAGUAGUUAAAUUAAAUUAAACAAUUAUGAAUAAUUGUUAAUCACUAUCAUUCAAUGGUUAUUAUUUAAAUUAAAAAUUAUUAUUUUUUAUAAAUAAAUCAAAAUGUUGGUGUUAUGGUUAAGUAUUUUUAAUAUUAAAUUAUUCUCCACCCUUUAUUCCCAAAGCAUUGAAUUAUUAUAUUUAUUAUUAAACAAUGUUUUUUUUUUUUUUUGUAAGACUGAUUUAGUAUUAUUUUUUUUUUUAAUAUUUGCUAUUAACCAAAUAAUAUUAUAUAAAUGAGUUUAUUGCAGAUCACAGUUAAAAAUUAAGUUUUCAAAUAACUAUUUAAAAGUUAAAUAUUAUAUAACAUUUAUAUUUAUAUUUUGUUUUACAUUUUUUUAAAUGGUAGGUAUUACUGUAUUCUAUCAUUUUUCCAUUAUCCUAUGUUGAU
This is a messenger RNA of Cinara cedri, 6506 nucleotides long. Lineage: Eukaryota; Metazoa; Arthropoda; Insecta; Hemiptera; Aphididae. The record is from the annotation of a GenBank genome assembly.